Hevea brasiliensis (rubber tree) is the source of this 1130-nucleotide messenger RNA. Its product is annotated as agamous-like MADS-box protein MADS3. The record is from RefSeq and is a predicted model, not a curated record. Lineage: Eukaryota; Viridiplantae; Streptophyta; Magnoliopsida; Malpighiales; Euphorbiaceae. The coding region runs from base 219 to 947 and encodes 242 amino acids. Gene Ontology annotation, cellular component: nucleus. The transcript is spliced from 8 exons. Gene Ontology annotation, biological process: positive regulation of transcription by RNA polymerase II. Gene Ontology annotation, molecular function: DNA-binding transcription factor activity, RNA polymerase II-specific; RNA polymerase II cis-regulatory region sequence-specific DNA binding; protein dimerization activity.
UUUCCAUUUUAUUGUAAAAGAAGAUUUAUUGUUCCUUCUCUGUUCCAUAUCUACACAUGAAGAAGGAGGACUCUAACUUCCACUUCUCGGAGAAAAAGCAAUUAUAUAUAUCCCCACCUCUGGCUUGACACCAAGUCUCCCAACCACAACAAGACACGGUUACAGUACACAUACUUUACAUAUAUUCAGCACAAACUGACACUCGCACAAAACACAGAAUGGGGAGAGGAAGAGUGGAGCUGAAGAGGAUAGAGAACAAGAUCAACCGUCAGGUCACCUUCUCCAAAAGGAGGAAUGGGUUGUUGAAGAAAGCUUAUGAGCUAUCUGUGCUUUGUGAUGCUGAAGUUGCCCUUAUCAUCUUCUCUAGUCGUGGCAAGGUUUAUGAAUUUGGUAGUGCUGGUACAACCAAAACCCUUGAGCGGUAUCAACGCUGCUGCUUCACUCCCCAAGAUAACAGCGUUGAACGCGAAACACAGAGCUGGUACCAAGAGGCAACAAAGUUAAAGGCAAAAUAUGAAUCUCUACAACUUACUCAAAGGCAUUUGCUAGGGGAAGAUCUCGGUCCGCUGAGUGUGAAGGAACUGCAAAAUCUUGAGAAGCAGCUUGAAGGAGCUCUUGCACUAGCUAGACAAAGAAAGACACAGAUUAUGAUUGAGCAAAUGGAAGAUCUCCGCAAAAAGGAACGUCACCUUGGAGACUUAAACAAGCAACUCAAAUUUAAGCUGGAAGCAGAAGGACAAAGUCUAGCCAUCCAAGACCUAUGGAACUGUGGUGCAGCAGAUGGAAACAGCAACUUUGCUUUGCAUGCUUCUCAAUCCAACCCCUUGGACUGUGACCCUGGACCUGUCCUACAAAUAGGGUACCAUCACUUUGUUCAAGCCGAAGGAUCUUCUGUUCCAAGAAGCAUGGCUAGUGAGACUAACUUCAUGCAGGGAUGGGUCCUUUGAACAGUACCUAAUCCUCUAAACUAUAUAUACAUAUAGAUAUGUUUGAUUAAUGUCUAGAUGGUUUUUCUGUUUUGGGAUUUGUCAUAUUUAAAUAUAUACUCUGAUGUGUAAGACAUGAUCAAAAUUCUUACUACUAUGUACUUAUUUUGAUUUUUGUUUUGAAGAAAAUAUUUUCUUAUAAAA